CAGUAACGUUGGGGCAGCCGCACGGAAAACACACGUGUUAUACGAGCAGCGGCACGAUGGAGUCGAACUUGGCGUCCCUCACGAGGGGCGGACGUAGUACGACAUAGUCGUUGAAAUCGAGUGGCCAUAUACACCGGUCGUCGUGCGGAUCUCACGCCGGAUGACUUCCGUUUUUCGUUUCUCCGAGACGGAAGCGUCUCGACGACGUAGAGCUUCCGUCGGCCGCGGGACGCGUCGCGGAAAUUCCCGCCGUCAGAAGGUUCGAUGAAUCCCGGCUCGGCCUGAUCAAUCGCUUUUACUCGACUCGAUGUGCGGAAAUAGAAAUCUUGAUCGACCAGUCGCGCUCGUUUUACCCCUUUUACGCUCUUUUCCGACCAUGUGCGAAGUGAAAGGUUUACAGGCGGCGAUCAGGGUUGAUUCCGUUGUGUCGAUCGCUUGCCGUGGAAAUGGCUUUGGUGUCGAUGACAUGUUUUGUUGUUUCCAUCAGAGGUUGUCGGAUAUCAGUGGAUAUCAGUUGCAUUGAGUUCGUUCGGCUGGUCUAGGGUGAAGCUAGGUGAAAAGUCUUCGUGCCCACGUUUGCCGUACGUGAUACUGCGUUGCACAAUUUGCAAAAUUUUUUCGAACGUUAUAUCUUUGUGUAAAUUCUGUGACCGAUGUUCGAGAAGUUAAGCGGAGUGAUAUUACAGCAGAGAUAUGAGCAAUUUUUUUUAUCAGUAUUCGCAGCCUGUCAUCACUCACAAAACGGCAAUAUAUUUUAUGAUAUAGAUAUAUUUACAUUUGGAACAGAUAUUAAGCACGAACAGCACAUGUACGAGUGUGGUACGUAAAAUGCUCGUAAAAUAAAACUCGCGUAUAAUAAUUUUUUGCGAUAAAAUUUUACCUCAAUCGCAAAUAGAAGAGAAAACUCCGUGCUAUACAAAUAAUCCAAUUUUCAUGCUUUGUGCCGGGAAUAUUUACCCUAAUAGAAAUUUCCCGUCGAUGCUAUAUCCCUUGCCAUAAGGAAAAAAAAGAGAGUCGCUUCCGCGUUAGUACUCUAUCGAUUAAAGGCGUUUUUUUUUUCUGAAAAGCGUUGAAGGUACGAGACACAAAGAGAAGCUACGUCGUGUAGGUGCGAGGGUAAAGAGCCUACGGUCGAUUAUCGUUCAUCUCGUCGAGUGGUUAUCGCAUCUUCUAGUGGGGAAAGCACUGACGCGGAGGAAGGGAGGAGCAGAAAUUCCGUGUUUCCUUUCCUCGGGCUCUCUCUCUCUGCGAAACGCGCGGUGGAAGUUACGAUAUACGCGCGCUUACGUAACUUCAACGAUAUUCCCGCAAAUAUCACGCGUUUAUGCGAAACGUGCUUUGGAUCGUUACGCACGAUUCGCUUUCGAAACAUUUCUUGAUCGCCGCUGUUAUCACACUAACGGCAGAGUGUAAAAGUCACACACUUGCGGCACACGUCUUUCAACAUUAUUGCAGUAAAAUUAAAUCAAGAAUGCAUUAUCUUCAGAUCGUCAAGAUCGAUCAAAGAAUUCGCAGCCGAGGGAAAACGCGACAGUUUCGCGGCAACGUACGUUCACGUGCUUGUGCAUAUAAAUGCAUAUUUAUAGAUGUCAGAGAAACGCGGCGUUUACAUUUACAUAAGAUCAUACGCGCGUGAAUGUCAAUUUUUAUUUUACUUUCAAAAUACGACUGUUUAACAUACGAACCGUUAAUAGUCAAUGCUGCGUUGGACUUGAGGAACGUCACUGGAUACGUCUACACGCCAAGUCCACGUGACCCGCAUGUUCGAAUUCUCGUCAUUCGCGAUCGUAUUUCAGUUUCGACAAUAUCAGCGGUAGGAAAUAACGUUCCACUCGAUAUUUCGCCUUGUAUUUCUCAUAAUUUCUUCCUUUCUUUACACAAAGUGACGAAAGAAUCAUGCUAAUUCGAUGACUCUCUCUUGUGCAAAUUGUGGAACACUAAUUGGCACUCAAAUUACUUGGCGGACGUUUGUUAGUGUAGUGAAAUUGUAUAUUUGUGUAAAAUUCCUACCAUAAAUAAUUUUCUUUAAAUAAAGUUCUUUAUAUGAAUAAUUUUACAACUUUUAAUCUUGGAGAUUUUCUUCCGUGUGCUUCCCGAUUAAAAAUUGUACGUUCAAAUAUAAUUUAUGGUUUUUAUAUCCUAUUAAAAUUAUAGAUGAUGCAGAAGGAUAACGAGGUAAAAUUAUCCGAUAAUUAAUUCUACGAAGACAGGACGUUUCACCUUUGUUUCGGAGUGAUUAUUAACGUCGUAGAAUUUCCGUGACCAAACUUCACCACAAUUAACGUGUGCCUCAUGCGUUUAGCUGCGAAAGACAUUCUUUCCAUCGCGUCGUUUCUCUCGUUCUUCUACCACUCAAAUUGCGGUGUGACCCCAACCUUUUUCACAAAUAUUAUUGGCCUUUGUUUACCGGCAGAUAUGCGAGUGCAGUUAGUCACUUGGGUCGCGGACAAACGAGCUGACUUGUCGAACGAGAAAGAAAUUAGAAAAGAACUCUAAUAUUAGAACUCUGGAUAUUAGUGUCGUUCCAAGAAAGAAUUGUUGCAAUUGGCGGCGUAAGAUAUGCCGGUGGAAAGUGCGUCGGCUCUGUUUGCGCUCGGUAAUCAGUUCAAUUGAAUUGUAUUAAUACACCGGGGUCAUCGCGAGAGUUAAUCGCAAUGUCCACGCCGGACACGAUGGAUACCAUCGACGAAGCGGAACAAGCGUGGCAUGAGAUGCUGGAGUGUGAGACCGGAUCCCUUUUAGGCAGAGUGGCGGACCUCGAAAGGCAAUCCUUGGCGCAGAGGGACGAGAUAGUUUGUCUUCGCGCCACUCUGGCGGACGCGCUAAGGCGAAUCGCCCAACUCGAGGCAAGAGAAAAGCGAGAGGAUGACAGGAACGAGAGGAGAAACGAUAGGUUGGUGUCUUCGCCCUUAAGGAACGGCCACGUACCUCUCAGAAGUAGUCAAAAUUCGGUGCCACAGAAGGACUUGAGGCUGCGCCAGACCGGUGGUCUCAGAAAUUCCUCUUCUUCGGGAUCGUCGCAGGAUGUCCGCGACGCGACGUCAAGUCCGAGACGGCCCGCCAGUUACGUGCAUCCCACCCAACUUCCUCAAAGGAGAUCCGUCCACUAUCAGUCAACGGGCUCUUUGCAUUCUGAUAGUCCGAGUAGUAGUAGUGUUUCUCCGGUGCCAUCGCCAAGCCCUAGAGCUACGCCACUGCCUGUAGCCAGAUCGCCCACGGCAAGAUCAAACGGGCCGCCACAAAGUAGCCUAAGAAGAGCCAAGAGAUGGUCGUCCACCGGCGAUUUUACACACGCCCCGCAAAACCAGGGAAGCAAUUCCCAGCUCGUCGGUACCAGAUUGUCUGCGUCCACCAAGUCCCUGUUCAACCUGUUCAAGCCACCGGCGAUGAACAACGUCAAGCACGGUACUAGAGACAUGCAGUACAACGAGGAGGAAGGCACCGUCCGUAUGUAUUUGCGCGGCCGACCGGUCGUUCUUUACGUCCCUACGUCCAUGAUGGAGUCCUACGACCUUCACAAAGUUAGCACGCCGCCGCAGAGCAAAUUGAAGCUCGACUGGGUUUACGGUUACCGCGGGCGCGAUUGCCGCAGCAAUUUACACCUGCUGCCGACCGGCGAGAUCGUAUAUUUCGUCGCGGCAGUCGUUGUUCUGUACAACAUGGAGGAGCACAGCCAGAGACAUUACCUAGGUCAUACGGACGAUGUUAAAUGCAUAGCGAUUCAUCCUAACAAAUUGGUUGUCGCCACAGGACAAGUGUGCGGGACAGAUCGCCGGGAUGCUAUGCCACACAUAAGAAUAUGGAACUCCGUGAGCCUGACGACUCUCAGCGUGAUCGGCAAUGGCGAAUUCGACGGAUCGAUUUGCUGCCUGUCAUUCUCCAAGGCCGACGGCGGAAAUUAUUUGUGCGCCAUCGACGAGACCUCUGAUCACAAUAUAUCGAUCUGGGACUGGCAGAAGAGCGAUCGUGGCACCAAAGUGACCGAAACGAAGUGCUCUGUCGACACGGUGGUUUGCGCCGAGUGGCAUCCGCUGGAACGUAACCAGAUCGUCUCCUGCGGAAAAGGACACGUGUCCUUUUGGUCCCUGGACAACGGCGGCAUGUUGUAUAAACGUAUGGGCAUCUUCGAGAGCAGAGAUAAGCCCAGGUACGUUACCUGUGUCGCCUUCAAUCAAAACGGCGACGUCCUCACCGGCGACAGCAAUGGCAACAUCAUCGUUUGGACUCGAGGUACUAACACAAUUUCAAGGCUAGUGAGAAAUCUCCACGAAGGAUCGAUUUUCUCCAUAUGUGUUCUAAAAAAUGGCAACAUUAUUACGGGAGGCGGGAAGGACGGCAAGAUUUUGUAUUUUGACGCGUCUUUGAAUCUGACGGGAGAAGAAGCUCAGAUUGAGGAUCAUUUUGGUGGAAUUCGAACGCUCUCGGAAGGAAGGGGCACUCAAUUAUUAAUCGGCACGACGAGAAACUGCAUUCUCGUUGGCGAGAAUGACAUGGGUUUCAAUCCCGCAAUGUUGGGUCACGCCGAGGAAGUUUGGGGACUUGCGGCUCAUCCGACUUUACCUCAGUUCGCCACUGCGGGACACGACAGAUUGUUACAGAUGUGGGACAGUUUAAGUCAUACCGUAGUGUGGAGCAAAGACAUCGGGGAGCAAGCACAAAGUAUCGCUUUUUCGCCGGAUGGUAGUAUCAUAGUCGUCGGCUGUGUGUCCGGGAAAUGGUUGGCAAUUGAUAGCGAGACGCGAGAGUUGUACACACACCAUAGCGACGGUUCCGAGCCUAUUCAGGUCGUUCAAUUCUCGCCCGAUGGUUCUUUGCUUGCUCUCGGCUCCAGAGAUAAUUACAUUUACAUUUAUCAAGUGAACGAGGACGCGACCAAAUAUAGUCGAGUUGGGCGAUGUAUGCCAAAGCGGAUUCGAAGGCACGGAGGACAUUCCAGUUUUCUAACUCAUUUGGAUUGGUCCGUGGAUGGUCAGUACUUACGCAGCAACAGCGGAGACUAUGAGCUGCUUUAUUGGAAUCCUGGUGUAUGCCGUCAAAUUCCACAGUCUUCGAUGUUGAGAAAUGUUGAUUGGUCAACCCAUACCUGCGUGAUAUCGUUCGAGACAAUAGGCAUCUGGCCGGAAGGCGCAGAUGGAACUGACGUGAAUAAUUGCACACGAAGUGGCGAUGGCAAGCUUUUAGCUACGGGUGAUGAUUUUGGAAAAGUCAAAUUGUUCUCUCAUCCGGCGUGCCAGCCGAAGUCACUAUACCAUUCCUAUGGCGGCCACUCGAGUCACGUAACGAACGUCUCGUUCUUGCAAGAUGAUUCCCGAUUGGUAUCAACUGGCGGCGGUGAUACCAGUGUUCUCCAGUGGAUAGUAAAUUAAGCGAGUCAAUUUCGAGCGAAUGAUUCUUAAAAGUGCACUUCAAGAUCGAGUUAAGGAGAUAAAAGAAUGUUAACGUGUCGUGAUUUAAAACUAAAAAAUGUCGCACGAAUUACUUAAUCGACGACUUAAGCAUUGUGGCUUUUGUUCUUGAAAGAGUCGACGAGGGAAUCGUCCUAGCACCUCGAUUUCCCGACAUUAAGAUAUCGUUCGCCGCGUGAUGUAUUUUAUCAUGAAUGUUCUUAAGAGGAUUCCACUUGUUCAAGAGCGGGAGAUUAACCUGACGCCUCGAUUUCUCAAUACGUUUGUCAUCAGGCGGAAGAUAUUCAAAGACUUGAAUAUAUACUCUCGCAUGUAAAGCAACUCAAUGCACCGCGUAUGCGGACGUGUUUCUUUCUCGUGUCAGUAUGUGAUAGCACCGAUAUAAUAUUUUCUUACACUGUUGAAAAAUUUUUGUAGGUUUGUUAAAAAAAAGUCCUUGUUAAAAUUUUUUUUGU
Molecule: messenger RNA, 5860 nt
Organism: Temnothorax curvispinosus
Lineage: Eukaryota; Metazoa; Arthropoda; Insecta; Hymenoptera; Formicidae
Product: echinoderm microtubule-associated protein-like 2
Exons: 18
Coding region: 2655-5366 (903 amino acids)
Biological process (GO): microtubule cytoskeleton organization
Cellular component (GO): mitotic spindle
Molecular function (GO): microtubule binding
Source: RefSeq, a predicted model, not a curated record